AUGACGUAUCUUUCCAGCACCUCCCCGGUGACCGUCGCAAUUGUUGCGAGCACCGUACUCGUUCUGUCGCUUUUUGUAACACUGUUCCGACGCUACUGGACACUGCGGCAUAUACCUGGACCUUUCCUCGCAUCCUGCACAGAUUUGUGGGCAGCGAUAAGGGUAUGGCGAGGCAAAUACUAUCAGGACAUGCUCGAAGAAUGGCACGCCAAGUAUGGUCCUGUUGUGCGAGCAGGUCCUAACCGAGUUUCAUUUGCCGAUCCGGAUGCAAUUCCAGAGAUUUAUGGUACUUCCCUGAUUUACCCAAAAUCGGACUCCUACCGUCCUAUGGAGGCCCUGGCCAAGGGCGACACAGUGCACAGUAUCAUCACCGUUCGUGAUGAGAAACGCGUCACGGGUAUAAAGCGGCACGUCGGUGGAGGCUUCUCACAGACCCAGUGGCUCAAGCAAGAAGACCAGAUGGACGGAACGAUCAGUGCACUCCUGACUCAGCUUCACAAAAGACCCGCAGGCAUCGUCAUCCCGCUGCGCGAAUGGCUGGGCUUCUGGUCAUUCGAUACCUUGACCUCUCUAGCCUUUAGCAAAACCCGAGGCUACUUGCAAGCUGGCGCAGAUGUAGACAGUAUCUUUCCCAGCGCGGCCGGACGUUUCAGACACUGGAGAACCUGGGCGCUGGCGCCGCAAUUGGAAUCCCUGCUGUUGAAGAAUUGGUUUAUGCAGAGGGCACAAACGACUUCGACUCCCAUCGCACAAUUGGCUAUGGAAAGGAUCCGAGAUCGAAGUGCAGAGGAAAAGAAUGAGACAGGGAGAGAUCUUCUGGGAAGAUAUUUGGCUGCAAGUCAAGCGGCUCCCGACGUGAUUAGGCCGAAAGAUGUGAUUGCUCUGACUAUUACGACCAUUCAUGCAGGACCGGAGACCACGGCUAUCAUUUCUGCGAUGGCGCUCAGUAUGGUGCUCGGAAGCAAAAACUCAGAGUUCUUUCGGAAGUUGGAGAAGGAGAUUCUGGAUGCAGAGCUCCCGGUAGGUGAGAACGGCGCAAUCGCUUUCAAAGACGUGGAGCAUCUGCCGUAUCUGGAUGCGGUGAUAAGGGAGACACUCCGAUGGUCUAUCAACCCCAAUGUUAACUCCAGAACCAUCAACACGCCUGGAGGCGUCACCAUAUGCGACACCUUCAUCCCUGAAGGCACAGACGUCAUGGUAUCCUCUCAUGACAUCAGAAACUCCACGCGGAUGUUCGGUCCUGAUGCUAGCGUCUACAACCCCGAGCGUUGGGUCCGCGCCGACGAGCAGAAGCAUCGCGACAUGGAGCGCUCAGCGAUGGGGUUCAGUUGGGGAAGAAGAGUCUGCAUGGGACAGCAUUUGGCGAGGAUCGAGAUGAAGAAGUUGAUUGCCAGCUUGAUUAAUGCCUUUGAGAUCGAGCCUGUGAAGGUGGGAGAAACGGGCAAGUGGGAUGGGAAUGCAAUUGAGUUCAAAUUGGAGGUGAAGUUGACGCCGAGAAAGGCGUGA
Molecule: messenger RNA, 1506 nt
Organism: Fusarium tjaetaba
Lineage: Eukaryota; Fungi; Ascomycota; Sordariomycetes; Hypocreales; Nectriaceae
Product: benzoate 4-monooxygenase cytochrome P450
Exons: 4
Coding region: 1-1506 (501 amino acids)
Molecular function (GO): oxidoreductase activity, acting on paired donors, with incorporation or reduction of molecular oxygen; monooxygenase activity; iron ion binding
Source: RefSeq, a predicted model, not a curated record